This is a messenger RNA of Entrophospora candida, 210 nucleotides long. NCBI's taxonomy places the organism in Eukaryota, Fungi, Glomeromycota, Glomeromycetes, Entrophosporales, Entrophosporaceae. The record is from the annotation of a GenBank genome assembly.
UUGUUGCUGAUGUUAAUGUCAGUAAUGAUGAUGGUAGUGACGUACAACAACAAGAUCUUCCUGAAAAUACAAAUGCUAAUCAAAAUGGUAUUACUUAUUCUUUAAUUGGAUUAGAAACAGAUGCACCAUAUUUACGUAUUGGUAGUUUGUAUUUCAAAGGCGAAUUUGAUGAAAUGAUUGGCACAGAUUUAGUUUUUUCUCAAGAGCCUG